Hydra vulgaris (swiftwater hydra) is the source of this 1382-nucleotide messenger RNA. RefSeq names its product 33 kDa inner dynein arm light chain, axonemal. Gene Ontology annotation, cellular component: axoneme; filopodium. The record is from RefSeq and is a predicted model, not a curated record. NCBI's taxonomy places the organism in Eukaryota, Metazoa, Cnidaria, Hydrozoa, Anthoathecata, Hydridae. Gene Ontology annotation, molecular function: dynein heavy chain binding.
AAACCAAAAUAAAUGGAAUUUGUUUUAAAUUAUUUUCUAAAGAUGAAAUAGACCAAACAAAAGCACAAUUAGAAAAAAGAUAUUUAGGUGGAAGAAGAGUUCCUGGCAUAAGGAUGUAUCAUCAUUUUAUUCCAAUAUAAGUUAUAAAAAAACAAGUAUUGAUACAUGUAUUAAAAUAUUGAUAUUAUUCCAAAAAGCAAACAUAAUAAAAAGAUUUUAUUAAACAUUAAAAAGUUGGAUUAUGUUGCAUGUUUUUAUCAUAGAUGUAAGUGAGUUGAUAUAAAAGUCAGUUUCAUGCAUCCACAUGGACCAAGUAAAAAACCUUUUUUGGCCAAUGAAAAAUGACAAGUGUUGGGUGCUUAAUUCUGAAGUUAUAUGCCUAAUUUCUACACCUACAAAAAUAUCAGGUCGUGCGUACAACAUAUCUAAUUUAGAUUUGGAGAAUAUUGACAGUUGGUUACAAAAAAAAUUAAAUACAUUUAAAAUAAUUUUGAUAGAAAGAUCUGAAGGUGGUCAACUUUGGAUUCAAGAAGUAUCAAGUACACCUGCAACACGUAUGGAUGUUGUUAAUCUGCAGGAGCAGUUAGAUAUGAGAUUGCAGCAAAGGCAAGCAAGAGAAACUGGUAUAUGUCCAGUCCGCAGAGAGUUAUAUUCACAAGCUUUUGAUGAACUGAUUCGUCAAGUGACAAUAAAUUGCGCAGAGCGUGGACUUUUACUUUUAAGAGUCAGAGAUGAAAUUAGCAUGACCAUAGCAGCCUAUCAAACAUUAUAUGAGAGCAGCAUUGCAUUUGGCAUGAGAAAAGCGUUACAGGCAGAACAGGGAAAAACUGACAUGGAGCAAAAGAUUAAUGAUCUGACUCAGCAAAAAGAAGAACUUGAGAAGCAAGUAAACGAGUUAAAAGGAAAAUGUGAUGCCAUUGAAAAAAGAGAUGUUGAACGUCGUGCAAUUGAAGAAAAAAAACACUCUGAAGAAAUUCAAUUUUUAAAAAAGACAAAUCAGCAAUUAAAAACUCAACUUGAAGGCAUUAUUGCGCCCAGCAAGAGAUAAUAUAAUGAGAAAAUGAUGUGAACAAAGAAAAGUCAAUAAUUGGGUCUUGAGACUUUUUACAAGAAGCUUUCAAGUAGCAUUAACUCGAGCCAUAAACGCUUCUUGUUGUUUUAUACGGCAUUUUGAUUUUAAUAUUUUCCAACAUUUUAAAUAUUGUAAUUUUUGUUAUAUUGCAAAUGUUGUAAAUGUUAGCAAAGGUAUUUUAGAUAUAUAAUCUGUCUAGGUGUUUAAAUUAAAUUAUUCUAAAUCGUUUCUGUAAAUAUUUUUGAAAGUGAAACUAUUUUUUAGAAAUUAUACAUAAAAUUUAUAUAGAAAAAGUAUAUAUUUUUUGAAA